UCUUGGUAGGGGCAGGAAAGAGAGGCAAAGGAAAGUGGCUAGAAAAGCAGGUGAUGAGGGAAAGGCUCCUUUAAGGACCUGCAUAGGAGGUGUGGCUGGCAAUGGCAGAACAUAAUGCCCUGUUGUGUCCUGCCUUGGAUAAGGCGGCUGGUGAAGAGUUCCUGCAGAAAGCAUUCCAGAUCAUGCUUGAGGAAGGUGUAAGGAAAGGGAUGGAUGCCUCUGAAAAGGUGUGUGAUUGGAAGGAACCUGAGGAGCUGCAGCAAAUCCUGGACCUGGACCUAAAAGACGGAGGGGAGCCGCAGGAGAGAUUGCUGGACCGCUGCCGGGAUGUUAUCAGAUACAGCGUGAAGACUUGUCACCCGCGAUUUUUCAACCAGUUGUUUUCAGGACUUGAUCCCCAUGCUUUGGCCGGACGGCUGAUCACAGAGAUGCUCAACACCAGCCAGUACACAUAUGAGAUCGCCCCUGUGUUUGUAUUGAUGGAGGAGGUGGUUCUGAAGAAGCUGCGGGAGCUGAUUGGCUGGAAGAAAGGGGAUGGGCUCUUCAGUCCUGGGGGCUCAAUCUCCAACAUGUAUGCCAUGAACGUGGCACGAUACCACCGCUUCCCAGAUUGCAAGCAGAAGGGUAACUGGGCAAUACCGAAACUGGCAGUGUUCACUUCGCAGGAGUGCCAUUACUCCAUCCAGAAGGGAGCGGCUUUCCUGGGAAUUGGCACAGACAACAUCUACCUUGUUGCUGUUGAUGAAAAGGGAAAAAUGAUCCCUGCUGAUCUGGAGAAAAAGAUCAACCAGGCCAAAUCUGAGAGGGCAUUCCCCUUCUUUGUCAACGCCACCUGUGGCACCACCGUCCUGGGAGCCUUUGACCCCGUGGCUGAGAUUGCGGAAGUGUGCGCAAGGCACAAGGUCUGGCUUCACGUUGAUGCUGCAUGGGGUGGCAGUGCCCUCCUCUCCCAGAGGCACCGGCACCUUCUGAAUGGGGUCGAGAGGGCAGAUUCCGUGGCUUGGAAUCCCCACAAAAUGCUUAUGACUGGGCUGCAGUGUUCUGCCUUCCUCCUCCAUGACAACUCCGGCCUGCUGCAGAGAUGCCACUGCGCUGAAGCCACUUACCUCUUCCAGACUGACAAGUUCUACAACAGGACUUACGACAGGGGGGACCAGACCAUCCAGUGUGGCCGCAAAGUCGACUGCUUCAAGCUGUGGCUGAUGUGGAAGGCCAAUGGCACGAGGGGUUUAGAGCAGAGAGUCGACAGGGCCUUCGCCAUCACCAGGUACCUGGCUGAUGAGAUCAAGAAGAGAGAAGGCUUUCAGCUGGUGAUAGAGCCGGAAUUCAUCAAUCUGUGCUUUUGGUACGUUCCUCCCAGCCUACGCGGGAAGGAGGGAUGCACAGAUUACUGUCAGAAAUUGGGAAAGGUGGCUCCUAUGAUCAAGGAGAGGAUGAUGAAGAAAGGGUCCAUGAUGGUGAGCUACCAGCCACUCGGCAAGAGAGUCAACUUCUUCCGCCAGGUGGUGACUAACCCCGCAGUCACCCGAGAGGACUUGGACUUCUUCCUCGACGAGAUCGAGAGGCUCGGAAGAGACCUGUAGAAGCUCCACUUCUCCCUGCGGCCCACUUCUCUGGACCCUUUGGCAAUGAGUGUGGGACUUUACACCUGAAAUCCAGGAGCCUUCGGUUUUCUUUCUCCACUGCCUCCCUCUGCAAACCUUACAAGAAGCAGAAGCUGCAACUCGCCAGGGCCUCCAGCUCACUUCCCCCGUUCUCACCUCACCCCUCUACAUGUAAACAUCGAUGAUAUCUGGAACGCAACCCACCGGGCCUUCCUUCUUCAGAAAUGGGAACAGCCGAGGCUGCUUCAAGGAGCUCAUGGAAGUGGAGGGUGAGACAUGGAGGAGGAAACAACAGUCAGCCUCCAAGGCCCACUACAGAAGAACAAAAAGACCCCAAAGACCCGUUCUCUGGCCUGCUUGCACAAACCUUGCUUUCUCUUUCCUCUUUUAAAACGAGAAUUUGAUUAAAAAUCUGUUUUCAUUCCUCUCUUUUUCUAGUCAGUUUUUUAAAAUCAAAAACAACAACAACAAAGCAAUGCUUUUUUGCUUUGCUUUGUGGAGCACCCUCAGUGACCUUGCAGUUUGAUAAAGAAAACCAGAAAGGUCCCUGCCUACGAGGAGCUUCCAGCCUAAACUCAGUGUUUGCAUUUGGGUCUGAUGCACAUAAAAAAACAAGCUGGGAAACUUAUCAACCACUAAGAAAUCAACACAUGCCUAAAUUUGAGCUUGAGGCCCAAGAGAAAUCCCGCUUGGCCUGCAGAAUGUCCCUGGUGUCUCCUAUUUAAAAACAGAAGCAGGAAGUGGUGCUUGGGGGUGGGGGGAGAGAGGCUGCCUGCCUGAGACUGAAGCGAGCCACAGCCACCCACAGUAGAUAUUGCCAGGCUAGAUGACCAGGCAGGGUUGGGUCCAACCUUAGUCUUAGGGGGGGUCUACACACAGGAAAAAAUGUUAUAAAUAAGUAGAAAUUACAGUACUGUAUAUUGUUAUAACAAAAGAAAAAGAAACACACUGUAAAAAUCUGCACAGAUUUUUUUUUGCUCUCCAGUGCCAUCUGGUGUUACAUGUUU
This is a messenger RNA of Zootoca vivipara (common lizard), 2611 nucleotides long. Lineage: Eukaryota; Metazoa; Chordata; Lepidosauria; Squamata; Lacertidae. The record is from RefSeq and is a predicted model, not a curated record.